GAGCUUCGUGUAAUUACCUACCUACCUUACUUUAGUAAGGCAGUCACGGCAGAAUAGCGAAAGCUACCCAUGACCUUGUGGCAUUUCUUAUGAAGGUCGGUACAUAGACAAGUUCAUUCAUUUUGUCAGCAACGUUUCUUGGGCCGCCAGAAUUGCUCGAAUUUACCCAUCAGCGAAACGACUGCGACCCGUCAAGCCUCGAAGCCCGAGCUGUCCGUCUGCGUGUUCACGCCUAUUCAUUCAAUGCUCUAGGUUCGAUCACCGACACCGCUUCCAGCCUGGCCACGACCAUCCGGGCACGAGAUGACCGCAUUGCACAGAUUCCUACGUUCAUCGCUAUCCUCACAGGAGCUCUGAGAUAUGGCGAAUCAGGGGAAAGGCUCGAGAUGGGGCUCGUUGUUGUCACAAGCCGUGGCUGGCAUGGAGGCGCAUCUUGACAAUAUGCUCGCCGAAGGUGAAGGUGGACCGAAUGCCACGAAACAAGCACAGGGCACGAGCGGGAACCCUCAUCGUCAAUCUGCAACUGUCCAGGCCAAAAAUGUGCCGGCAUCGCCCCGGACGUCCUCCAGCAGUAACCGAGUGAACGAUCGCUUGCAAGAGCGCUUGGCUAAAGCCAUCGCAACCAAAGGCGGCAGCAACGCAACCGAGGUUUCUAGUACCAUAACCAAUCCCAUUGAUUUUCCGAACAACAAAGCUUCCACCACAUCGGAGAAUAGCGCUGAGAAUCAGGCCCAACAACUACGUGGUUCAGAAAGCCCGCAAACGGCUACGGUCGAGGCAGCCGUCAUUGAACCUCUGUCCACGAACGAAACACACAGCACUGGGGUAGAUGAUGUGCGAGACGAGGCGAAGCACCAUGGUGCUGAUUCUAUCGAGCUCGAGGAGGAACAUCUCGCAAUCAAUUUGCCUCCAUCUUCUGAAGUGACGACAACACCUCUCGAUUCACUCUGUAGUCGCUGUCGUUCCUUGGACGUCAAGAUUUCGACCUUGGAGGCUGAGCAUCGUGGUGAGGUCCAUCGCUAUAUUGAGCAGGUUGACGCUUUGCAGGCCAAAUUGCAAUAUUUGUCCCGUGAAGCGAGUCAAGUUGCGAGGAAUGCUAUCAAAGAUACUCAGUCGGGCACCCUGGAGCGAAAAUUGGCUGAAAAAGAUGAGAGGAUCGCGGUGCUAAUGGAGGAAGGGAGAGGCAUGGCUGCUACUGAACAGAAGCAUCGAAACGUGAUAAAGAAGCUCAGGAUUCAGGUGGCCGAUAACGAAAAGGCCAACGUCGAGCUGAAAGCCGCGCUUCAGCAGGCGCGGGCGGGUUUAGCUGAUUUUCGUGCAAGCGAAGCAAAGCUCGAACAGCUUGAGAAAGCUCGAUUCGAGUGGCAAGUUGGGUCGGCAAAGAUGCGUGAGGAGCUGAGCUUGCUGCGAUCAGACCUUAGCGCAAAGCAGAUCACUAUUGACUCUCUUCGACAAGAUCUACAAAAAGCAAUGGAUGAAGCGGAUACAUCCGCAUCGCGGGCUCUCGCUGACGCUUUGGAAGCGGAAAAACGACGAGCCAGGGAGUUCGAGGACAACAUUGCGUCACUGCAGGUCGAAAAGAAUCUGGUCGCCGAACGAGCCAAGAAGAGGGAGGCAGAGCUCAGAGAAAAGGCCGAUGAGGCUGCGGAACGCUCACGUAUUGCUCAAUUGGAGCUGCAAGGUGAAAUGCAGGCAAUCGAGGGCAGACUCGAGGCCAUGCGGGCUCUAGCAGAAGAGGCUUCAUCAGGGGCUGUCGGCGACUCUCAGGCCAAACUUUUGCGACAAAUGGAAACACUCCAGACUCAGCACGCUAUUGCUAGCGAAAAUUGGCAGGGAAUAGAAGCUAGUCUCGCCACACGCCUAAGCAAUUUGGAGAAGGAGAGAAACGAUGCAUUGCGGAGAGAGUCAGAUAUGAGAAAGAAGGCUAGGGAAACGGACCAGCUCGUGACACUCCAGAAGCGUGCAGAGGCUGCGGAAGCUGCGCUUGCACAAGCCAAGGCAGAUUUCGAAAAACAACAAGCCAGUUGGAAAGCGGAGCGCUGGGAUCAUCCUGAUCGACGCCUUUGGCUGGAGGACGUCCCAGUCGCAUCGCCGAGGAUACAGAGUCGGCCAGAUUCACCGUUACUGUCUGUGCCCGUAAGGACUUUCAGCUCGGAUCUCCUCGUUUCACAGGGGCCAUCCGGCAAGGGUCGGAAAAUUUCAACACCUGGCAGCGUUGCUGACGGCUUUCACGACUCAUUUUCGCCGGGCAGGCGAUUGUCAAGCCAGCCCCCUUUAAGGCCUUUUGUGCUUCCGAACAGCGCUGGCCUUUCGUCUUCAGUGUCCAUGGCCUCGUUUGAUCCACCUCGGGAAGGCGUGCAAACGGCAACGUCACAUCUGGGUGAACGAGAUGAUAUAUCAGACGUGUUAGAUGCGUCUUCUUCUCCACGCCAAAUGAUGCAAGACAUGGUAUCAGUAUCAACUGUUGGAGCGGGACCAUCAGUCCAGCUUGUUGAGCGCAUGAGUGCGGCGAUUCGGCGACUUGAGGGAGAGAAGAUGGCAUCAAGAGAGGAGCUGUCUAGAAUAUCGGGUCAGAGAGACGAGGCCCGGGCGGAGUUGGUUGCUCUCAUGAAGGAAACACAAUCUGCAGAAGCGACAUCCAGGAAGGUGUCGGACUUGGAGGACGAGGUGGCGAAUAUCAACGAGAGAUACCAGACCACGCUUGAGCUGCUUGGCGAGAAGAGCGAACUUGUGGAAGAGCUGCGAGCUGAUGUGGAGGAUGUCAAGGCCAUGUAUCGAGACCUUGUAGAAAGAACAGUAAAAGGGUGA
Molecule: messenger RNA, 2808 nt
Organism: Verticillium dahliae VdLs.17
Lineage: Eukaryota; Fungi; Ascomycota; Sordariomycetes; Glomerellales; Plectosphaerellaceae
Exons: 3
Coding region: 442-2808 (788 amino acids)
Cellular component (GO): endoplasmic reticulum; Golgi apparatus
Source: RefSeq, a predicted model, not a curated record